AUGUUAGAGAACUACAGAAACCUGGUCUUCGUUGUUUUGUGUUCUCAUUUUGCCCAAGACCUUCGGCCAGAGCAGAGCAUAAAAGAUUCUUUCCAAAAAGUGAUACUUAGAAAAUUUGAAAAAUGUGGACAUGGCAAUUUACAGUUUAAAAAAGGCUGUGAAAGCGUGGAUGAGUGUGAGGUACACAAAAGAGGUCACAAUGGACUUAACCAAUGUUUGACAACUACCCAGAGCAAAAUAUUUCAAUGUGGUAAAUAUGUGGAAGUCUUUCAUCAAUUUUCAAAUUCAAAGAGACAUAAGAGAAGACAUACUGAAAGAAACACUUUGAAAUAUGUAGAAUGUGACAAAGAUUUUAACCAGUCCUUACCCCAUACUACACAUAAAAAAAUUGAUACUGGAGAGAAACCCUACAAAUGUGAAGAAUGUGACAAAGCCUUUAAGUACUUCUAUACCCUUACUACACAUAGGAAAAUUCAUACUGUAGAGAAACCAUACAAAUGCGAAGAAUGUGGCAAAGCCUUUAAGUACUCCUAUACCCUUACUACACAUAAGAUAAUCCAUACUGGAGAGCAACCCUACAAAUGUAAAGAAUGUGGCAAAGCUUUUAACCAUCCUGCAACUCUUUCUUCACAUAAGAAAAUUCAUACUGGAGAGAAACCAUACAAGUGUGAUAAAUGUGGCAAAGCCUUUAUUUCAUCCUCAAUCCUUCGUAAACACGAGAAGAUUCAUACGGGAGAGAAACCCUACAAAUGUGAAGAAUGUGACAAAGCCUUCACCCGUUCCUCACACCUUACUAUGCAUAAGAUCAUUCAUACUGGAGUGAAGCCAUACAAAUGUGAAGAAUGUGGCAAAGCUUUUACAUGGUCUGCAGGCCUCCAUAAACAUAGGAGAACUCAUACUGGAGAGAAACCCUACAAAUGUGAAGAAUGUGGCAAAGCCUAUACUACAUCCUCAAAUCUAACGGAACAUAAGGCAGCUCAUACUGGAGAGCAACCUUACAAAUGUAAAGAAUGUGGCAAAGCUUUUAACUGGUCCUCACUCCUUAAUAAACAUAAGAGAAUUCAUAUUGGACACUAACCAAGAAUACAGAAACCCUACAAAUAUGAAGAAUGUGGCAAAGCCUAUAACAAGUUCUCAAUUAAUGAGGAGCUGUUUGAUGAGUCUAACUCCUCCAACUCUUUGGAAAAAGACUGGGUGCCCUACACCACCAACCUUAGUCAGCACUGGGCUGUGGCGAGAGCAGACACCUAG
Mandrillus leucophaeus (drill) is the source of this 1251-nucleotide messenger RNA. Its product is annotated as zinc finger protein 486-like. Gene Ontology annotation, cellular component: nucleus. The record is from RefSeq and is a predicted model, not a curated record. Gene Ontology annotation, biological process: regulation of transcription by RNA polymerase II; central nervous system development. NCBI's taxonomy places the organism in Eukaryota, Metazoa, Chordata, Mammalia, Primates, Cercopithecidae. The transcript has 4 exons. Gene Ontology annotation, molecular function: RNA polymerase II cis-regulatory region sequence-specific DNA binding; DNA-binding transcription factor activity, RNA polymerase II-specific.